This is a messenger RNA of Lichtheimia ornata, 684 nucleotides long. RefSeq lists its product as uncharacterized. The record is from RefSeq and is a predicted model, not a curated record. NCBI's taxonomy places the organism in Eukaryota, Fungi, Mucoromycota, Mucoromycetes, Mucorales, Lichtheimiaceae. The coding region runs from base 1 to 684 and encodes 227 amino acids. Gene Ontology annotation, molecular function: nucleic acid binding. Gene Ontology annotation, biological process: DNA integration. The transcript has a single exon.
AUGAAUCGGAUAUGGAGCCUGAGUAUCUUUUAUGCAACACGCGCAAUUCAAGAAUCCGAUUGGCCAAAGUCACUUGCGUCCCGAAGAAAAGGCCAUCAUCUUAUGCUGGAUUUGUUACGCAAGCAUCGUGAACAAUUUGUGGUGCGUAAUGAUAUGGUUUUUCGCAAGGUCAAGGUGAACAACACUCUUCAAGAAGUCCGCUUUGCAAUGUUCUCUCGGCGUGCUGACAUUGUACAAGAAAUCCACAAGGCUUUUGGACACCCUGGAAUGACCACUAUGCAGGAUUUGGUGCGUAAACGUUGGUGGUGGCCCAACAUGAAACAAGACAUUCAAGAAUGGAUUGCCCAAUGUUCACAAUGUCAAUUGGCUGCUGGUGCUGACCGCAAUAAUCAUCAUGCACCUAUGCAUUUGACCGAAAUCCCGCCUGCUUUUUCUCGUUGGCAUUUGGACUUUAUUGGAGAAUUACCUACUACCACAAGUGGUAAUCGUUGGAUACUCGUUGCUGUUGACUACACGACAAAUUGGCCUAUUGCUCGUGCUGUUCCUGAUGCAACCAGUGAAGCCAUUGCCAAGUUCAUUCACGAGGAAAUUGUUAUGCGUUUUGGCUGUCCUGAUGAAAUCGUAACCGAUCGUGGCGCUAAUUUUAUGGGCAAGUUCUUGGAUUACUACCUUGGUCGACUUUAA